Messenger RNA from Fusarium oxysporum Fo47, 621 nucleotides. RefSeq names its product putative phosphatase regulatory subunit-domain-containing protein. The annotation marks the transcript as partial. The record is from RefSeq and is a predicted model, not a curated record. The transcript has a single exon. Gene Ontology annotation, cellular component: protein phosphatase type 1 complex. Gene Ontology annotation, molecular function: protein phosphatase 1 binding; glycogen binding. Lineage: Eukaryota; Fungi; Ascomycota; Sordariomycetes; Hypocreales; Nectriaceae. Gene Ontology annotation, biological process: regulation of glycogen biosynthetic process.
AAGUCGAAUGAACAGAUCCGACCAGCUCUGCGUUCACGCCGUCAUCAUCGGUCUUCAGGCACACUCCCGCUUUACAAAUCGGUUCGUUUCGACUCAGCCCUGGAGAAUAUUAUCUAUUUUCAUGAGAUGGACCGUCCCUUCGAUGUGAGGAAAGAUACAUCACCUGUCACAGAUUGUGACGAAACCGAUUUGUUCCCACCUCCAUAUAAGAGUCUCAAAAAAAGGACAUCGUUUUAUGAAUGGGAGUUAUUUACCCCUAGCUUCCCUCAUCAUACUACCGCUCAUGAAACCAUGCCCGUCAGGCUUGAGAGGGUAUCUCUUUGCAAUAAUCAAAUGGCUAUACUAGGUUCCGUUAUAGUGGCCAACUUGGCAUUCGAAAAGUCAGUCAUCUGCCGUUUUACAUUCGAUUUCUGGAAAACUAUUUCGGAAACUACAGCCAAAUACGAUUAUAAAACUAAUCCUGGCGAAAUACCCGGAUAUGAUCGAUUUGUUUUCUCUAUAAUGCUGGCUGAUACUAUUGACUUUGAGGCACAGCCUUUAUUCCUUUGUAUACGCUAUGAUGUUAACGGACAAGAAUACUGGGAUAAUAAUUCCGGUACCAACUUUCAAGUUGACGUUAUA